Messenger RNA from Theileria equi strain WA, 1081 nucleotides. RefSeq lists its product as hypothetical. Lineage: Eukaryota; Apicomplexa; Aconoidasida; Piroplasmida; Theileriidae. The transcript has a single exon. The record is from RefSeq and is a predicted model, not a curated record. The coding region runs from base 57 to 1049 and encodes 330 amino acids.
ACACAUUUUCUUGCAACGGAUUCUAUUCGGGAUAUCAUUGCUCCACGUGUGAUAAAAUGGUGGGUGUUACCUUUGACGUCCUCAGUACUCCAGAUUCUGGACACUACUCCUUUUCCGGUGGAUUUGACGGUGUUUACCUCUUUAUCAAGUACACACCAAAGCCAGGUUUUGAGGUAGUGAAGGUUACUCACGGCGUUCACGUCCUAUGGGAGGCUGGAGCCUCUCUUCUUUCUCUCACCCUUCACAAACUCGGCAACCUUCCAGUCGCUCUCCUCUUGCACUUUGACGGCUCUGACCUCUUCUUUGUCUUUGAGAACCUCGAGUGGAAGUCUGUGCCAAAGGCAGACUACGAGAACAAGCUCCAUGGACAUCAUCACAACCUCGACCCGGAGGAACUUGUCUUGGAUUUCGCUCACGUUGACCCUGAAAAGGCCGUGUCACUUCCAGUAAAAUACGGACAGUAUCUUGUGAACACUUACAUACCAGGUCUUGGUGUGGUCUUUGUCGGUGUCAAGGAGGGUGAUGAUGUACUUUGGAAGGCUGGACAUGCAGGCGACAAGUGUCUACAUGCUGCCGUUCACGCUUUGAAUGGCGUUCCAGAGUUUGCACGUCUUGCUCUGGUAGAGUCUGGUCACGCUCUGGAAAAGCACUUUAAGAAGGUUGACGGUAAGUGGGCUCCAAUUACCCUCAAGGCCUACCACGAGCAGAGGGCACCAAAGGAGCCCAGUGCUGCCUCCGUUGAUCUCUCGUCUGAUAAACAUGAUCACGUAUUCUGCUGCAAGGGAGCACCUUAUGGACUUCCAUUUGACGCCUUUAUAGCCUCUCUUCUCGCCAAAAUUACAAAGGUCGUCGACGGUGGAGUUACUCUCUGGGAGGCCAAGGAAGGUGAGAGGGGUCUUCACGUAACACUCGCUCACGAUGGACUUCAUGCCAACUUGGUUGUACUGACCCCUGAUGGUGUGAAAGAGCACGGAUUUGUGAAGAAGGAUGGAAAGUGGGUUUCUGCCGAUGGCAAUUUCCCAACCCAUCUCAAGCUCCUCGUUAACUAGAAGAUUUACUCACUGCAUGUGGAUAGUUCUCC